Molecule: messenger RNA, 1974 nt
Organism: Lottia gigantea (owl limpet)
Lineage: Eukaryota; Metazoa; Mollusca; Gastropoda; Lottiidae
Exons: 9
Coding region: 98-1093 (331 amino acids)
Cellular component (GO): cytosol
Molecular function (GO): mRNA 3'-UTR binding; quinone reductase (NADPH) activity; NADPH binding
Source: RefSeq, a predicted model, not a curated record
GUUUAUUACUUCCCUUGAUAAAGAUGAAAAUAAAAUACGACUAACAAUACGUAGACGUCUGACAUCAAUAUUUUCCUUGGAUAAUUGGUUAUAAUUGAUGUCUCUGGCGAGAAACACAACACAAAUUAUGAGGAAUAUACGAAUUACAUCAUUUGGUGGCCCCGAGGUUUUAAAAGUAGCUUCUGAUACACCAAUCCCGACUGUAUCCGACUCCGAGGUACUUAUAAAGGUUAAGGCGGCCGGGGUGAACCCUGUAGAUACCUACAUUAGACAAGGAACAUAUGGAGCAUUACCUACAUUACCCUACACACCAGGUCAAGAUGUAGCCGGUAUUGUAGAGAAAGUUGGUAAAGACGUCAAUGAUUUUAAGGUUGGUGAUCGAGUAUUUACAGUAAGAACUGUAUCCGGUGCCUAUGCCGAAUACGCUACAGCUAUUUCACAGUAUAUAGGCAGACUUGGAGAUAAAUUAAGCUUUGAAGAAGGCGCUGGUAUUGGUGUGCCAUAUUAUACAGCCUACAGAGCUCUUAUAAUAAGGGCUGGAGGUAAAGCUGGUGAAAAUGUAUUAAUACAUGGUGCUAGUGGUGCUGUAGGUCUGGCCAGUGUACAGUUAGCUAAGUCAUUAGGUUUAACAGUAAUUGGUACAGCUGGUUCUCAAGAAGGUAGUAAACUAGUCAAAGACAAUGGUGCAGAUUAUGUUUUUAAUCAUAAAGAUUCGGAUUAUACAGAUCAGAUCAUGAAGACAGUCCCCGGUGGAGUAGAUAUUAUUUUAGAAAUGUUGUCGAAUGUUAAUUUAGGAAAAGAUUUAGAAAUUAUCAACCAACAAGGACGUAUUAUAGUAAUAGGUUGUAGAGGUACAGUAGAAAUUAACCCAAGACUUACUAUGAAGAAAGAGUGUAUUGUGACGGGAAUGGCUUUAAUGGGUGCCAAAGAGUCUGAAUGGAAACAAAUGAGACACGCCAUGGAGGCCGGCAUAAAUUACGGCUGGGUCAAACCUCAUAUUGGGCAGACAUUUUCACUGGAAGAGGCGAAUAAAGCUCAUGAUGUAGUUAUCAAUAAUAGUGGUGCUCAAGGGAAAAUCAUUUUGAAAAUAUAAUUAUCGUAUUCAUACAAAUAUAUAUAAGCAUGUCCCAUGUUAAACGAGUUUAAUUUCUGCUUGUAGUAGCAAUAUCAUGUAAACAUUAUUUUCAGCUUGUACUUUUAAACGUCAGCGCUUACAUUUAUUCCCAAAUGACUUAAAAAUAGGCAGGAUAUGUGUUACCCUUCGAGAAUACCAGAAAAUGCCCUUUCUAGGGGUUUAUUUCAGACGGUGGAUCACUUUUUUCAAAUGUCUUCUGCUUGGGGAUUUUGAUAAAUAUAUUUCAAUUUUCUACUUGUGAUUCGAACCUUUCUAAGCACAAAUUAAGUGACAUCUACUUUCUUUUAUGGAAUUCUCCCACGAACGUUCAACGCUCGGUUGUUGUUGUUCAUAACAGAAGGUUUUACGAUUGAUUAAUGUAAAGAUGGUGUAGCAAAUGUGGAUGUAUUCUUCAGUCAUAAUUUUAAUAGUACAAAGCUUGUGCUUGUCUCUUUUUCUGCGAUAUCACCCCUCUGAAUUACCUAAUAUAACUAAAAAAAACUUCAUGGAAGCAAAGCUUUGGAAUUUUGACUUGAACAAUAAAUAUAAUAAAUGAUUAAACAAUUAAAUCAGUUCUCUAUAAUAAUUUUUUUUUCUGGGAGGUUAUUAUUUCUAAUUGGAUAUUAAUGCUACCGUGGUUGUUAAUAGAUUUUAGGAAGUAUUUGCUUCAACAAAUUACAUCCAGUUAAUUCUACAUUUCUAAACCAACUAUUCUGAUACUAGAUUUUUCUCUGCAUAAUAUAUUCAGCAUCAAAAGAUGUACACCUGCCAUACAGCCAGAUUAGCUUAUUUAUUGUGAUAAAAAAUUAACCAUUUCAAACAUACAUUUCUAGAUCUCCAUUCAUUAAAAUGUAGCCAUG